AUGGCCUGCAGGGGUCGCACUCGACCCAGGGCCUUGGCCUGGGCCCUGCAGCUGACCCUGGCAUGGAUGCUGCUGGGGGCUUGUGGAGGGAGCCACCCAAUCCCAGCUAGAUCACAGAGACAUCGUAGGCUGGCGACCAAUCUGGGCACAGACCAGCUGCACCUGGAAGAGAUGAACCCACCAGAGGCAUCGGAGUCUGGGCUCGUCCCAGUGCGCUGUGGGGAGCUGAGCCCCAGGUGCGAAUCCUUCCUGGUACACCUCCAGGCUGCCCUUCGCAGUCGUUUCCACCUGCUGCUCUUGGGGGUGCGCCAGAGGCAGCCGCUCUGCUCUGAGCUCUGCGACGCCUGGUUUGCCACUUGCGAAAGUGACGUCAUCUGCAGCCCGACUUGGCUCCCACUCCUAGAAAAGAGGGGCUGCGAGCCUGGCUGCACUACUUAUGGGCAGACUUUUGCAGACGGAGCGGAGCUUUGCCGCUCGCUUCUGGGCGACGCGCUACCAGUGGCGGAUCCCGGCUCUGUUCACUGCCUCAACAUUUCCGUCUCGAUGUUGCCGCGUCCCAGACGUGCACGAAGGGCCCGGGGCACAGUCGUCCGGCGCUGGCGCCGCUCUCGCUCCGGGAUCCUGGACUCCGCGAGCAGCGGGAGUGGCAGUGGAAGUGGCAGCGGCCCCUAG
Budorcas taxicolor (takin) is the source of this 672-nucleotide messenger RNA. It is a transcript of the gene RTBDN, whose product is annotated as retbindin. Gene Ontology annotation, cellular component: external side of plasma membrane. The transcript has 5 exons. Gene Ontology annotation, molecular function: riboflavin transmembrane transporter activity; riboflavin binding; signaling receptor activity. The coding region runs from base 1 to 672 and encodes 223 amino acids. Lineage: Eukaryota; Metazoa; Chordata; Mammalia; Artiodactyla; Bovidae. The record is from RefSeq and is a predicted model, not a curated record.